Molecule: messenger RNA, 921 nt
Organism: Zophobas morio
Lineage: Eukaryota; Metazoa; Arthropoda; Insecta; Coleoptera; Tenebrionidae
Product: large ribosomal subunit protein mL44-like
Exons: 7
Coding region: 1-921 (306 amino acids)
Biological process (GO): RNA processing
Molecular function (GO): ribonuclease III activity
Source: RefSeq, a predicted model, not a curated record
AUGUGCCCGUCUAAGUGGAUAAUAUUGGAAAAUCCUCCAAAGUGGUCCUCUGAUGCUUGUAGAAAAAAAUUAUUUCGGUUUUUGGGUUAUUAUUCUCGUAAUUUUGCUAAAAAAGUAGAUCAGUCCUGGCCUCAUUCAUCAGUUGACAUAGAAGUUAUAAAAAAAUACAAGUUUGGUAAUUAUGCAAGGAUAAGAGCUUAUGAAGAAAAGGCUGAGAGACUUAAACUUAGGAGCGACCACGGCCUUAUAGAAGUCCAGCGAGAAUUAUUUGCUUUAAAGAAUAGAUUGCAUCCUGACUUAGCCGAAGAAAAAUUAGCUGAAAUUUUUAAAUCAAACUUUGGCUUAUGCUUGCCUUUAGGUAAUCACGCUGUAUCCCUACACGCUGCAGAAUAUUUAAACCAGAAUUACCCUAAUCUUCCUGAGUCGUGCGCCGAAGAUAUUAUAAGUUAUAUUUUUUUACCUGAAACUUUAGAAGCAAUUGCUAAAAAUUUGGGUAUUGAUCGCGUACAGAAACUUUUGACUGCAGACUGCUCCAAAACCACGUUAUCGUCGAUUUUUAUAUCGUUUAUCGGCUUGAUGCAUCUUGAUCUCAGCAAUAAAGAAUCGCGCGAGUUUCUCCAGGCCACAGUAGAUCCCGUGUUGGACCAAAUUAAUCUAAAGGAGCUGAUCAACGUCCCUUCUCCUAUACUAAGCUUUACUAGAACUUUUAAAAAUCCGCAAUUCAGAAUUCUGCGAGAGACUGGAAGAUUAUCUUCAACGUCAGUAUUUUACGUGGGCGCCUUCUCCGAAGGGAAGUGCGUGGGAGAAGGAGUGGCUCGCUCCAUUCGGAUGGCAAAAAAUGCAGCAUCGCAAAAUGCUUUUGUAAAUUUAUUUUUACAGAAGACGCCCUUAAAAAAAAAGAUCUGUUCUCUUCAGGGGUAG